This is a messenger RNA of Emericellopsis atlantica, 2222 nucleotides long. Its product is annotated as kinesin. The record is from RefSeq and is a predicted model, not a curated record. The coding region runs from base 77 to 2137 and encodes 686 amino acids. NCBI's taxonomy places the organism in Eukaryota, Fungi, Ascomycota, Sordariomycetes, Hypocreales, Bionectriaceae. Gene Ontology annotation, biological process: mitotic spindle organization; microtubule-based movement. The transcript has 2 exons. Gene Ontology annotation, molecular function: ATP binding; microtubule binding; microtubule motor activity.
UCGAAGAACAAAGUGUAAACACUGCAUGUGGACUUCGGACGGCAGAAGGUAUCACCAUCCUUAACACCAUGAAUUGAUGGCUUCAAAUCAUUCUUUUCGAAUCCUGGCCUCGUUGGUGCAGCAUUACAACUCGAGCCUGUCCGUUGCACGAGAUCAUCGAAUUGCUGACCCCUGUCCGCGCCAGCGCACCGCAGAUCCAACCACCGCAGGCGCUGCAACCCCGGCAACAGCUCCUGCCCAAGUAAACAAAAGUGGCCCGCGGCCCACGAGCCUCCAGGAGGGAAUGUACCACAUUCUUCGCCAACGACUUCACGAAUCUGCUCACGACCCUCAUCAGACAUUGCGAAAGAUGGCUCCAGAUCCACGACAGAGUCCCGCGCACUCGCCCUCGCCGUCUGUGUGCCACGUUCCUUCUUCCGCCUCCACGCCAUCGUUGCGUUCAAGAGAUGGGACACUCCCCUUGCUAGCCAGGAUGGACGGCGGAGGCAAUGUGCGCGUUGUCGUCCGCGUGCGAGCUUUCUUGCAGAGAGAGCUCGAGAAGCGGGCGAGAUGCCUCAUCGAGAUGGAUCCCAUGACACAGCAGACAACGCUCUUCUCACCCGACGACGCCGAAACCUCCAUUCAAUUGAAACAGCAGCCCAAGUCCCGCAAGGUCAUUGAAGAGAAGAGCUUCACCUUUGACAAUUCGUUCUGGAGCCAUGAUGUCAAGGACAAGCACUAUGCUCACCAAGCCGACGUGUACAACAGCCUGGGCGAGGAGUUUCUCGACCACAACUUCGAGGGUUACCACACAUGCAUCUUCGCAUACGGUCAGACCGGUUCUGGAAAGAGUUACACAAUGAUGGGCACGCCAGACCAGCCCGGCCUGAUUCCGCGGACGUGCGAAGACCUUUUCGAACGCAUCGAAGCGGCCCAAAACGAGGACUCCAAUGUGGCCUACAAUGUGCGCGUCUCGUAUUUCGAGGUCUACAACGAACACGUCCGUGACUUGCUGGUGCCUGUGGUACCCAACAAACCUCCAAACUACCUCAAAAUCCGCGAGUCACCGACAGAGGGACCCUAUGUCAAAGACCUGACAGAGGUACCCGUCCGCAACAUUGACGAGAUCUUGCGGUACAUGACCAAUGGCGACUCCUCGAGAACAGUGGCGAGCACCAAGAUGAACGACACCAGUAGUCGCAGUCACGCGGUCUUCACCAUUAUGCUCAAACAGAUUCACCACGACAUGGAGACGGACGAGACGACGGAACGCAGCUCACGGAUCAGGCUCGUCGACUUGGCAGGUAGCGAGAGGGCAAAAUCAACAGAGGCGACCGGUGCAAGGCUCCGUGAGGGCAGCAACAUCAACAAGUCGCUCACUACUCUUGGGCGUGUGAUCGCUGCUCUCGCGGAUUCCAAGACCCUGAGGUCGGGCAAGAGGAAGGAUGUGGUCCCGUACCGCGACUCCAUCCUGACCUGGUUGUUGAAGGACUCGCUGGGCGGCAACAGCAAGACGGCCAUGAUUGCUUGUAUCGCUCCCUCAGAUUACGACGAGACACUGUCGACACUGCGAUAUGCCGACCAAGCAAAGCGCAUCUGGACCCGAGCUGUCGUCAACCAAGACCAAAUCUCCUCCGCGGAGCGGGAUGCGCAAAUCGCAGCCAUGGCUGAGGAGAUUCGUCUCCUGCAAAUGUCCGUGUCAGACUCGCGCGAGAAGGAGAAGAAUGCACAAAAGGCCGAGGAGCGUCUGGAGGAAUACCAAGAGCGUGUGGCCACCAUGCAACGCAUGAUGGAGGAGCGCAGCAUGGUGUCGGAAAGCAAAAUCAAGAAGCUCCAGACGGAGAACGAGGCCCUCAAACUUCACCUCAAGUUGGCCAUUGACAGUCUCAAGAACCCUAUUCCUCACUUUGAGGUGAAGGAGAUGGGAGAGGCUGGCAGUGAUGACGAGGAUAAGGAGAACCAAGACGAGCCGUCAGAUCCAGACGAUCUUGACUAUGACUCUGAGAGCACAGCCUACAGCGAAGAUGACCUGCAAGAGGAGAUGAGGCGAUACAUGCAGGAUGUGGGCAACCUGAGGAAGCUCAUCGGAGGCGACCUGACGCGGUUCAGGGACGAAGAGAGCGCCCGGAAGCCGCUUGGCGUGAGAGAGAGUGUUUGAUGCUUUCCGAGGCCCAGAGGCUAUUCUGGUAUACAGCACGGUGUUUAGGAGCUUGGUAUAGUUAUGACUUGUCAUGAUAGCGGAG